This is a messenger RNA of Colletotrichum lupini, 180 nucleotides long. RefSeq lists its product as uncharacterized. Lineage: Eukaryota; Fungi; Ascomycota; Sordariomycetes; Glomerellales; Glomerellaceae. Bases 1 to 180 code for a protein of 59 amino acids. The transcript is spliced from 2 exons. The record is from RefSeq and is a predicted model, not a curated record.
AUGCAUCGAGACUCGAGACACUCAAGACUCUCUCUGUCGGAGCCUUUUCCCUCUCUUGCGCUCCUUCCUCGAAUGGCUCGCUCUGCUACGGAUACCUCAGAAGCGAUCGCGACGACCUGGGCCGGGGCCGGGACCCACCUAGGCCGAGCUGAGCUGUACUGCCUUACACCAUCGACCUAG